GUAGCUCUAGAUCAGCAGAACACUGCAAGAAAAUGAACCCGGAGCGGGAUCUCACCCCGCUGACCGCUAACAUCGUGCGGGCACUCAAUGAUAAAAUGUAUGAGAAGAGGAAGGUAGCUGCGCUGGAGAUAGAGAAACUUGUGCGUGAGUUUGUUGCCCAAAAUAACACUGCUCAGAUUAAGCACGUGAUCCUGAUACUGUCCCAGGAGUUUGCUCUUUCUCAGCAUCCCCACAGCAGGAAGGGUGGGCUUAUCGGGCUGGCAGCUUGCUCCAUAGCGCUGGGAAAGGACUCUGGCCAGUACUUAAAAGAGCUGAUUGAGCCAGUACUCACUUGUUUCAAUGACUCAGACAGUCGCCUGAGAUAUUACGCAUGCGAGGCCUUGUACAACAUUGUUAAGGUGGCUCGUGGCUCUGUCCUUCCACAUUUCAACGUUUUGUUUGAUGGGCUGAGCAAGUUGGCUGCUGAUCCUGAUCCGAAUGUGAAGAGUGGCUCUGAACUGCUGGACCGCCUGCUGAAGGAUAUUGUGACAGAAAGUAACAAGUUUGACCUGGUCAGUUUUGUCCCUCUUCUCCGUGAUCGGAUUUAUUCAAACAAUCAGUAUGCUCGACAGUUUAUCAUCUCCUGGAUCAUUGUGCUGGAAUCUGUUCCUGAUAUUAAUCUCCUGGAGUAUCUGCCAGAAAUCCUUGAUGGCCUUUUCCAGAUACUUGGUGACAACAGCAAAGAGAUCCGGAAGAUGUGUGAAGUUUCACUCGGAGAGUUCCUGAAGGAGAUCAAGAAGUUACCAGCCAGUGUUAAGUUUGCUGAAAUGGCCAAUAUUCUAGUGAUCCACUGCCAGUCAUCCGAUGACUUGAUUCAACUGACUGCAAUGUCCUGGAUGAGGGAGUUUCUGCAGCUUGCUGGUCGCGUGAUGCUUCCGUAUUCUUCUGGCAUCCUGACCGCUGUUCUGCCCUGUCUUUCCUAUGAUGAUCGCAAAAAGAGCAUCAAAGAGGUGGCUAAUGUAUGUAACCAAAGCCUGAUGAAGCUGGUGACUCCAGAGGAUGAUGACGAUACUGAUGAUCUUAGACAGUCUGAUGAGAACAGCACAACAAACCAGGAGACAGUCGACCAAGACUCCACCGAUAAACGGACGUUGGAUAAUGCCUCUGAUUCCAGCCUUGAUAACAUCAAUAUCUUUACUCCCAGUAGCUCCCAGUCUGGCCCAGUCACAUUGAACUUGGAUGGGAUUGUACAGGUGUUAGACCGGUACCUCCACGAACCUACCACUGGCAUGAUGACUCGAAUCUGUGUGCUGAAGUGGCUCUAUCAUCUUUACAUCAAGACACCAAGAAAGAUGUUCUGUCAUACAGACAGCCUGUUUCCUAUCUUAUUGAAGACACUGUCUGAUGAGUCUGACGAGGUUAUUUUAAAGGAUCUGGAAGUUUUAGCAGAAAUUGCAUCGUCUCCAGCGGGUCAAACGGAUGUGACCAAUGAGGCUGCUGACAUCCCUCAUGGAAUGUCUGAGCUGCACGUACCAGCCCCAACCAGAGGAGCCCAGACCAGCAGUACUGGUUCUCGAGGAUUGGAGUGUUCGCCAUCUACGCCGACAAUGAAUUUAUAUUUCCACCGGUUCAUGAUCAAUCUGUUGAAGCGGUUCAGCACUGAGAGGAAGCUCCUAGAGACCAGAGGAGCCUUUAUUAUAAGACAGCUCUGUCUUCUUCUCAAUGCUGAGAAUAUAUUCCAUGCCAUGGCUGACAUUCUUCUUCGGGAGGAAGAUCUCAAGUUUGCAUCCACCAUGGUGCAAAACCUUAACAGCAUCCUGUUGACAUCAUCAGAGCUCUUUCAGUUGCGGAGCCAGCUCAAAGAUCUGCAGACCCCCGAGAGCUGUAAUCUGUUCUGCUGCCUGUACCGCUCCUGGUGUCACAAUCCAGUGGCUACAGUAUCUCUCUGCUUCCUCACCCAGAACUACAAGCACGCUUACCACCUCAUUCAGAAGUUCGGGAAUCUGGAAGUGACUUUGGAUUUCCUGACGGAAGUGGACAAGUUAGUGCAGCUGAUUGAGUGCCCCAUCUUUACAUAUCUACGCCUACAGCUGCUGGACGUGGAGAGACACCCGUACCUGAUCCGGGCACUUUAUGGCUUACUCAUGCUGCUACCUCAGAGCAGUGCCUUCCAGCUCUUGUCCCAUCGGCUCCAGUGUGUCCCCAACCCUCAGCUCAUGCAGUCAGCGUCCUCAGAGUCACAAGUAUCAAGUACCCUAAAAGAAGAUCCUAUAAAGAUAGAUUACAAUGAGCUGCACCAACAUUUUGAAAAGGUACAGAACAAACAUCUAGAAACCCGGCAUCAGCGCACAGGAGCUGGGGAAAUUCUGGAGCGACGACUUGGCCAGUAACAAGCCAGGAAUCACUGAGCUCUCAGGAUUACAACCAGAUGUUCACACCGCAGCUUCUACCCUGGAUCUUAAAGGGGCAGUUCUACUCUAUAUCCCAUCU
Molecule: messenger RNA, 2469 nt
Organism: Bombina bombina (fire-bellied toad)
Lineage: Eukaryota; Metazoa; Chordata; Amphibia; Anura; Bombinatoridae
Gene: VAC14
Product: VAC14 component of PIKFYVE complex
Exons: 19
Coding region: 33-2369 (778 amino acids)
Biological process (GO): phosphatidylinositol biosynthetic process; positive regulation of kinase activity
Cellular component (GO): endosome membrane; PAS complex
Source: RefSeq, a predicted model, not a curated record